CCACCCCAAUAUUACGUGGCACAGCAUCUUAAUCCAUGAACAAUUUCCCACCACUCCCACCACCGCCGUUUCACAUCACUGAAACGGAAACAACCAACUCAUCAGCUCUCUCACUCAGCGUCGUCCCGUCGCAAGGAAUUUAAUUCCCUUCUUUCUUCUUCACUUCCCAAUGUAGUGGGCGAAUAAUAAUCCCAACUUCCAUAUGUUCCUUGCUCCAACACUUCCACUGCAAUUUCCUAAUCCCAUCACCAUUGGCAUCUCCCCUAAUAUUCCCGAAUCCGAUUCUCUCUCACUCCCUCCUCAUCCUCUCCCCAAAUGCCUAUUUAAAUCAAUCAUGCGAAUUCCCAAGAAACCCGCUUCCUUCUGCCUCGCUUUGUUUUCACCUGACCUCUCCACUUCCCCUUCCUCUCUCUCUCCCCACUUUCGCUUCACUUCCGCCAUUCUCAGGAAAUCAGAUCGCUCCCGCUCUCCCGGAAAAAGAAAAGGCAUUCAUACCGUAGGUCAAUUGCAUGCCAGCUAUUCAAUGGAAAAAGGCUACGAGACUGCUGUAGGACGUGACAACUCUUCACGUUUUUCACAUUUGGGUUCCAGUGAUGGUGGUCAACAGCCAUGUGUAUGGUCAUCUCCCCAAGGAGGAUGUAAAAUUGACAUAAGAAAGCAGAUCUUCUGCAACAGAUCGUUGAAUAUGAGGAGUAUUCUUGCGGUAGGGUUUGAUAUGGAUUACACAUUGGCACAAUACAAGCCAGAAACCUUUGAGUCUCUUGCAUAUGAUGGAACUAUCCGGAAAUUGGUGUAUGAUUUAGGAUACCCACGUGAGUUGCUGGAUUGGUCCUUUGAUUGGACAUAUAUGGUCAGAGGCUUGGUUCUGGAUAAGAAGAGAGGAAACAUCUUGAAGAUGGAUCGGCAUAAGUAUGUGAAAGUUGCCUACCAUGGAUUCAAAGAGUUGUCUAAGGAAGAUAAAGUUGGCACCUAUGGAAAUACAUUAAUACGGGAUUCCUUUGACGAGCCUGAUUAUGCUCUCAUUGAUACCCUCUUUUCUUUAGCUGAAGCUUACCUAUUUGCUCAAUUGGUAGACUUCAAAGACAAAAAUCUGGAAAAAAUUCCAAAGGGUGCCGAUUACUCUGUUAUGUAUAAGGAUGUUCGAGCUGCAGUUGAUUUAUGCCACCGUGAUGGAACUUUAAAGCAAAUGGUAGCAAAAGACCCUAAAAGGUAUAUUAAUGAAGAUACAACCAUAGUUCCCAUGCUCAAAAUGCUGAGAGAUUCUGGCCGUGCUACAUUCUUGGUGACAAACAGUUUAUGGGACUACACAAACAUAGUAAUGAAUUUCCUCUGUGGGUCACGCACAUUGGAUGGUAGUAGAAAAUGCAAUUUCGACUGGCUUCAAUACUUUGAUGUUGUCAUCACUGGCAGUGCAAAGCCAAGCUUCUUCCAUGAAGGUAAUCGUGCUAAUCUGUUUGAGGUUGAUCAUGAGUCUGGGAUGCUACUUAAUACUGAUAAUGGUUCUCCUAUGGCUCAGGUUGGAAGUUCUUCACCUAGAUUAUCACUGAAGGGAGUUAAGGCUUGUAGAGUUUUUCAGGGAGGCAGUGUUGGUCAUCUUCAUAAACUGCUUUCAAUUGAGUCAAGUUCACAGGUUCUUUAUGUUGGUGAUCAUAUAUAUGGAGAUAUUUUGCGCAGCAAAAAGGUUCUUGGGUGGAGAACAAUGCUUGUUGUUCCGGAGCUAGAGAGGGAGGUCGAACUCCUAUGGGAAUUGAGAGAUACACGCAAGCAACUUCGAAAGUUGAGGAAUGAACGCGAUCUCAUUGAAGACAAAAUACAUCAUUUAAAGUGGUCUCUGAAAUUUGAAGAUACCAGUGCCGACGAGAAGCAAAAGCUAUCUUCUGAAUACAAUGCUUUGGAGUCUGAAAGAGAUCGAGUUCGGAUCACUCAUCAAGAUGCACAACGAGAAUGUCACAAAAUGUUUCACAAGAUUUGGGGACAACUCAUGAAGACUGGUUAUCAGAACUCUCGCUUUGCUCAUCAGGUCGAGAGAUUUGCCUGCCUUUAUACUAGCCAAGUUUCCAACUUAAGCCUCUACUCCCCAGACAAAUACUACAGACCCAGUGAAGACUACAUGCCCCAUGAAUUCGAUAUUAUUCCCUUGUGAAACAUUUUGAGAAGAAGAACAAGAGGCAAGCAUUUUAGGGAGGAGCAUAGUUAGUUGUUCGGCUUUGGGAAGCAUCAAAACAGAGCUUGUACAAAGCUUAUUUCCCCCCAUAAAUGAUUUGCUUCAAUAGAAUAACUGUAAGCCAAGUGCUUAAGCAAUGCACUUUCAUUGCCCCUAAAGUGGUACAAACUAUUUUCGACCGUUAAGGUGGUGAUUGCUAUGGAUGCCUAGAUUCUUGCGUUUUA
This is a messenger RNA of Prunus mume (Japanese apricot), 2388 nucleotides long. RefSeq names its product HAD-superfamily hydrolase, subfamily IG, 5'-nucleotidase. Gene Ontology annotation, molecular function: 5'-nucleotidase activity. Lineage: Eukaryota; Viridiplantae; Streptophyta; Magnoliopsida; Rosales; Rosaceae. The record is from RefSeq and is a predicted model, not a curated record.